Messenger RNA from Oryza sativa Japonica Group (Japanese rice), 960 nucleotides. RefSeq lists its product as uncharacterized. The record is from RefSeq and is a predicted model, not a curated record. Lineage: Eukaryota; Viridiplantae; Streptophyta; Magnoliopsida; Poales; Poaceae.
AUGACUGAUAUUGCUAAGAGAGAUUUUGCUGAACUAGCAGUCAGCGGCAAGAAUUACCUGACAUGGGCACUAGAUGCCAAAAUCAUGCUUGGUGCUAAGAAACUCCUGAACUGCAUUCAGGACCCAACUAUUGCAACAUCAGCUGGAGGAGUUAAUAAUUUACCAACUUCAGCCGAGAAAAAUCAGGCACUGCAUUACCUGAGGCACCAUUUGAAUACUACUCUCAAGAAUGAGUAUAUGACUGAGGAAGAUCCGAAGGUCCUUUGGGACUCACUGAAGGAUCGCUAUGGCCAUCAAGUAAAGGCUUUGCUCCCAAAAGCAAAACGUGAGUGGCUUCACUUACGUUUCCAAGAUUACAAAUCUAUGGAGCAAUAUAACUCAGUUCUUCACCGCAUUGUCACUUGUCUUAAGCUAUGUGGAGAGAAAAUCACUGAUGCUGACAUGAUAGACAAAACUUUGUCCACCUUCCAUGCCAAUCAUGUGAAUAUUCAGAGGCAAUACCACCAGGCUAAAUACGAGAAGUAUUCUGAACUGGUCUCCGUGCUCAUGGAAGCGCAAGGAGAAGAUGAGACACUUGUUGAAAAUCAUACGUCUCGCCCCACUGGAAGUUCAGCAGCACCCGAAGCAAAUGCUAGCUCCUUUAAGAAGGGGAAAAACCAGAAUAACCAGAACAAAGGGAAGAAUUUCUGGAAAAAUGGUGGCAAAGUUAACAAGACAUCUUUCAAGAAGAAAGGAAAUCAGAACAGUAAGUCUAAGAAGGGCUCUACUAGUGGUGAAUAUGGAAAGCAAGAUCAGAACUCAGAGGAGAAGAUGGCUGCCAUGCAUAUCGACAAGAAGGUCGACGAGAAGGCAGUGGUUGCAAUGCACAUCGAUGAUAAGAUGGAACAUAAUGCAGCAGACACAGAGCUGAAGCUCUCAGAUGAUCUCAUGGACUCUGAUCAGUUAUAUGGGGACAUUUAA